Punctularia strigosozonata HHB-11173 SS5 is the source of this 1008-nucleotide messenger RNA. RefSeq lists its product as uncharacterized. Lineage: Eukaryota; Fungi; Basidiomycota; Agaricomycetes; Corticiales; Punctulariaceae. The coding region runs from base 289 to 957 and encodes 222 amino acids. The transcript has 4 exons. The record is from RefSeq and is a predicted model, not a curated record.
AUGAUUGCGAUCUGCAUCGCGUUUCAACUAUCGACCAUGGAAGACCUGGCAGUCAACGUUGGCCACCUGCCAUCGAUGUCGUCAAAGGCGAGAACGUCGAGUGGAGGAACGCGAUUGGCGCGUUGACGUCAUCGCUGCAUGCCCCAAGACCGUCUGUUUCACUGUCACCACCUUGACCCGCAUGCGUUCAUCCUCGACAAGUGUAUUCUGUCUGGCGCCCCUCGGCCCAUAUAGACACACUAUGGCACCCAGGAAACCCUUCCGUGCAGUCAUCUCGUCCCCCAUACCAUGUGGAUCGCCCAUUAUUCUGCAGGUCUCGUCGCAAAGGUCUUCGCACCAGGAGUCCCUCUGUGGCUCUUGACUUUAGCUUCUGAGAUAACAGAUGCCCAGUUCUUCGUGUUCAACUUGCUCGGACUCGAAUCCUGGUCCGUUGACCCCGCCUUAGCCAAGAAGGGCUGUUUUCCCUAUGCAACGAAUUAUCCAUGGAGUCACAGCUUAGCGGGAAUGGCCAUCACUGGCGUGGUUCUCGCCGGCCUCUACAAGGCGUACUCAUCCCGGAGGGUCACCGUUAAGGAUUUGCUCGCCAUCGUUCUCACCACCGUCAGCCACUUCCUCUAUGAAUGGCCUGCGCACCGUCAGGAUGUCAAGAUUGCUCCUCACGACAAAACGAGUUUUGGCGCUGGCCUGUUCGAUUACCCUGCUACGCUCUUCGUGCUCGAAACAGCGAUCUUCUUCGCUGGACUGAAGGCGUACACGUCGUACGCCCCGCUCUCUACUCGCGCCGGUUACAAGCACAACUCGAACAGGAUGAAGGCCGUCGUUGCCGUCUUUCUGUUCCAGCAGGCGCAGUUUUGUUUCGGCUUCGCACCAACUGAAAACGCCCGUUGGGUGCAUGCUCCCUUGUUCUUGUCCAUGAUACUUGGGAGCUCGUGGUUACUUGGCAAGCUGGAGGCGUAAUUGUACACAUAAUAUGAUUGUACCAACUCACCAUACGUGAUCGUAUACCAU